Messenger RNA from Williopsis jadinii, 1122 nucleotides. RefSeq names its product zinc-dependent alcohol dehydrogenase. Gene Ontology annotation, molecular function: oxidoreductase activity; zinc ion binding. The record is from RefSeq and is a predicted model, not a curated record. Bases 1 to 1122 code for a protein of 373 amino acids. NCBI's taxonomy places the organism in Eukaryota, Fungi, Ascomycota, Saccharomycetes, Phaffomycetales, Wickerhamomycetaceae. The transcript has a single exon.
AUGCUCAGAGCUUCCAAGGCAUUGGGAAGCUUCAUUUCCACGCCACGCAAAGCAAACAUACUACGUACAAUGGCAACGUUUAGUGUCCCUCAGACACAGAAGGCCAUUGUCUUCAACGAAUUGAACGGACCAUUGGAAUACAAAGAUAUCCCUGUUCCAAAGCCAAAGCCAGAUGAGAUCCUCAUCAACGUUUUGUACUCUGGUGUCUGUCACAGUGACUUGCACGUCUGGAAAGGUGAUUGGCCUGUUGUUCCUAAACUACCACUUGUUGGAGGCCACGAAGGUGCUGGUAUCGUCGUUGCCAAAGGUGACCAGGUGACGAACUUCGAGAUUGGUGACUAUGCCGGUAUCAAAGGCUUGUACAGUUCUUGUAUGUCAUGUGAGUACUGUGAGAACUCUUACGAGCCAAACUGUUUGGAUGCAGUGCUUACUGGUUGUCAACACGAUGGCUCCUUCCAACAGUAUGCCACUGCCAAUGCGGUUCAAGCUGCAAAGAUCCCAAAGGAGACAAACUUGGCCGAAGUCGCCCCUAUCUUGUGUGCUGGUAUCACAGUUUACAAGGCGUUGAAGACUGCAGAGUUGAAAGCUGGUGAAUGGGUUGCCAUUUCCGGUGCUGGUGGUGGUCUAGGCUCCGUCGCUGUUCAAUACGCAAAGGCCAUGGGCUACAGAGUGCUCGGUAUUGACGCCGGUCACAAGGAAGCACUUGUCCGUGAGUUGGGCGCAGAGGCCUUCGUCGACUUUGAAACCACUCCAGACCUUGUUGAGGAGAUCAUCACAAAGACCAAAGGUGGUCCACAUGGUGUCAUCAACGUUUCUGUGAGUGACAGGGCCAUUUCGCAGUCCACUCAGUUUGUUAGACCAACCGGUAAAGUUGUCCUUGUCGGUCUCCCACCAGCUGCUGUUUGCAAGUCCGAUGUCUUGAGCCACGUCGUCAAGUCCAUGCAAAUCAGAGGUUCAUAUGUCGGUAACAGAGCUGACAGUCGUGAAGCCAUUGAGUUUUACACAAGAGGUUUGGUGAAGUCUCCAAUCAAGAUUGUUGGCUUGUCCGAGUUACCAUCUGUCUUCAAGUUGAUGGAGGAGAACAAAAUCUUGGGCCGUUACGUUGUAGACACCUCAAGAUGA